AUGGACCGGAAGUGUUCGGAAAAGGCAGGCAGCCACUCCACGGCCGACAGCGUGUCAUCGGCGCUGUCCCAGAACCCCAGAAUCUCCUCCCACAUCUCGGAAUCCUCGAGGGACCUGUCUUGCAGGAAGGCCCCGCAGAGUCCCGCCCGCAGGGGCAGAGCGGCGCACCCCACCACCAUCCUGCUGUGCAAGUCGCAGAGCAGCCAGGCCGCCCUGGCGCCGCAGGAGCACCGGGCCUUCCUGGAGAGGGCCUGCACUACAGCAAUCUGCUUCAAGAUGCUGCGAGACCUGAGCGGCUCGGACUCCGCCCACCUGAGCUCCAUUGUCAAGAAGAUCAAGAGCAUGGCCCACGAGGCUCCCGGCCUGGUGCUGGAAACCAUCCACGACUACUUCAAGGACAACCCCGAGGUCUCCAGCUGGCACAAGCUGCGGCUGUUCCACGUCCUGGAGAUGGUCAUCGGGGUCAGCGACUCGCUGGAGGAGAGCUGGGAGAAGGCCUUCAUCAAACUGGCCCUGGAGAACAUGGCCAAGUCCACGGACCUGAAAGAGGCAUACCAGGACGCGGCCAGCAACCUGCUGGUGGCCGUCUGCAGGCACUCGUGGCGGCAGGUGGCCCGGCACCUGGAGACCGAGGUCCUGACGGGCGUCUUCCCCCACCGCAGCCUCCUCUACGUGAUGGGCAUCUUGACCUCUCCACAGGGACCCCUCAGCCGGGCCGACAAGGCGAGCUGGGAGGAGCAGCUGAGCAAGAUAGCUGCCCAGGCGGUCCCGUUCCUGAACUCGGACGUCUGGUCCAAGGAGCUGCUGUGGGCGCUCACCAAGCCUGACCAGACCCACCGGGAGCAGCCCCCCGAGAAGGCCUUCCUGUUCGUCUUCUACGGGCUGAUCCUCCAAGCGGAGGCUGACGGCUCGACGGUCAGGAGGCACCUGCAGACCCUCCUGGAGACCUCCCACCGGUGGCCCAAGCAGAGGGAGGGCAUGGCCCUCACGGUGGGGCUGGCCGCAGCCCGCCACCUGGAGGACGCGUGGGCCGUCCUGGAGCACUUCGGCCAGAGCGACCCCAUCAAGUGCAGCCUCCACAGCUUCUCCCCCAAGGGCCCGGCCUCGGAGGACUUGCAGUGGAAGUGGGCCAGCAGCACCAUCCUCCUGUCCUACGGGCAGAUGGCGGCCAAGGCCCAGGCCCGCAUCCUCCCAUGGGUGGACAGCAUCUUGUCUCGGAUGAUCUUCUUCUUCCGCUACAGCUCCUGGAACGAGACCCUGAAGCAGAGCUUCCUCACCGCCGUCCUCAUGCUGGUGGAGGCCCUCAGCCUCAGCAGCGGCACCCACAGCUGCCGGUUCUCCCAGCUGUCCGAGCUCCUGGAAUGCCUGAUGGUCCUGCUGCAGAAGGAACCCAAGGACGCUCUGUACACGCCGGCCCGCCAGCAGGCCAUCCGCGUCAUCUCCAGCCUCUGUAAGCUGAGGCCGCCCCUGGACCUGGAGAAGAAAUCGCAACUGCUGUCCACCUGCCUCCAGAGCGUGCUGACCCUGCCGCUGCUGGACGUCCUGGAGAGACACACCUGCCUCUUCCUGGAGCCGCCUGACAUCCAGACCCUCUAUGACGAGACGGCGGAGGCCCUGGACCAGCUGCUGCAGACCUUCCUCUCGGAGAACCCCACGGCCGACGAGCUGCACUUCCUGCUGUCGCACCUGCUCACCUGGCUGGCGUCGGACAAAGCGCACGAGCGGCAGCGGGCUGUGGACAGCUGCGUCGGCCUCUUCCGGUUCCUGAGCCGCAACCGCUGCCUGGACCCCAAGGACGACUUCAAACGGGCCGGGCAGCUGGUGGCCAUGCUGGGGGUCCUGUGCCAGGACCCGGACAGGGCCACCCAGGACUCCAGCGUGGAAGGGCUGGGCCAACUCUACCAGCUCCUGAGGCGCCAGAGAGUGGGGCCUUCGCAGGCAGGCAGGCUGGCGCCGGAGCGCCCCCAGACCAGCAUGGACGGAGCCCUGCUGUGGAGCAGCGGAGACCAGAAGGCCAAGCUCCUGGCCCCCCCGGAGGCGGCGUUCCCGAAGGACCGACUCUUCCAGCUUGGCAGCUCCCAAGUCAUCAAGGAGGUCAUGAAGUGUCUCACGCCGGCGGAGCUGACCGACCUCAUCUGGACCACCAUCGAGGGCCUGGGCUCCACCAGCCCCUUCCGCGUGCAGGCGGCCGCCAGCGUGCUGCUCGCCGUCAUCCAGGAGCACGGGGCCCAGCUGGAGACCGUGGCCAACCUGGGCCAGGCCAUCCACCUGCAGCUCAGCUCUGUCCGCGUCCCCCAAGCCAAGGCCGACGUCCUGCUUGCCAUCACCCUGCUGGCCCGGAACCACACCCCCGAGCUGGUGGCUACCUUCCUGGACUUCUCCACACCCCCGGACAGCCACACCUUCCAGCUGUGGAGGGCCCUGGGGGCGGAGCCGUCCGGGAGCCGCAGGGUGCUGGCCACGCUGCUGGCGUGGCUGCAGGAGAGGCCGCUGCCCACCCGGACCAGCGACAGCGGCCCCCCGCCUAAGGAGAAGACCCACCUGCGCUCGAUGGCGGCCAUGAACACGCUGUGCAAGCUGCAGCUCACCCGAGAGUUCAAGGACACGGUGCAGGAGGCCUACCCCCAGCUCCUGCUGGCCUUCCUCGCCCAGGUGCACUACAUCUUGGAGCUGCACCUGCCCAGGGAGCCCCGGCCCAGCCAGAAGGCCCAGGAGGAGGCCAUGCCCAGCCCCCAGAGCUGCAGCCUGUCCCUGGAGGCGCUGAGGAGCCUGCUGGCCACCACGGGCCCCUGGCAGAGCUUCGCCCAGCUGGAGCUGCAGGACGCCUGGCGCCUCUUCGCGGCUGUGGACACCUACCCGAAGGGCGUGGGCCUCCUGGCCAGGGCCAUGGUGCAGGGUGCCUGCGGGCAGGUCAAGGGCGUGACCCGCCAGCUGCUGCACAGCCUGCGGAGCCCGGAGGGGCGGGAGAGGAAGGUGGCCAUCCUCAUCCUCAACGAGUUCCUCCACAGCCCGGCCCUGCUGGAGGUGCUCUCGGAGCAGGACGCCCUGACCCUGCUGGCCCAGAGCCUCAGGGACCCCAGCCCCGAGGUCCGGGCGCUGAGCCUGCAGGGCCUGAGCAGCAUCCUCUUCCACCCCGAGAAGGGGAGCCUGCUCCGCAGGCAGCUGCCGCACUUCCUCAACGGCUUCUUCCGGAACGGCGAGCGCGAGGUGGUGCACCUCAUGGGCACCGUGUCUGAGGUGCUGCACCGCCUGGGGGCGCAGGGCGCCGGGGCCCAGAGCCUCUCGGUGGCCGUCAACACCCGCUGCUUCUUCGACGACGAGCGGGAGGGCAUCCGGGCGGCGGCCAUGGCGCUGUUCGGGGACCUGGUGGCAGCGACGGCGGGCAAGGAACCCAGGAGCCUGCACACCCAGGUCCACCAGAGCCUGGUGCCCCUGCUCCUGCACCUGAAGGACCGCUGUCCGGCCGUCGUCACGCAGGCCAAGUUCGCCUUCUACCGCUGCUCCCUGCUGCUCCGCUGGCGGCUGCCGCACACCCUCUUCUGCACCCUGGCCUGGGAGAGGGGCCUCAGCGCCCGCCACUUCCUCUGGUCCCGUCUGCUGACCCAGGGCCAGGAGGAGUUCGGCAUCCACUUGUCACAGGCCCUCAGCUACCUGCACAGCCGCCAUCACCACCUCAAGACCUGGGCAGCGCUCUUCCUAGGUUACGCCAGCUGCUACCACCCCCAGGCCAUGUCCCAGGUGGUGAACUCGGGGGACGUGAAGCUGCUGUGCUCCACUUUCAAAGGUCUUCAGAAGGACCCGGAGCCCGGCCUCCAGGAGUUUGCCACCAGGCAGCUCAGCCUCCUCCCACGAGUGGCGGCCAGCCAGAAGUGAC
Molecule: messenger RNA, 3874 nt
Organism: Phyllostomus discolor (pale spear-nosed bat)
Lineage: Eukaryota; Metazoa; Chordata; Mammalia; Chiroptera; Phyllostomidae
Product: maestro heat-like repeat family member 5
Exons: 30
Coding region: 1-3873 (1290 amino acids)
Cellular component (GO): cytoplasm
Source: RefSeq, a predicted model, not a curated record